CCUCUCUCUCCCCCCCCCUCCCCCCCCCUUUCAUUUUUCUCCUCCUCCUCUUCCUCCCCGCCGCGGAGCCGGGCGCCAGCGUGAAGGAUAAAUAAAAAGCGAAGAGGAAGAGGCUGGGGAGGAGGAGGAGGAGGAAGGAGGGGGGGGAGGAAAGAAGAAGAAGAAAGCGAGCAAGAAAAGAAAGCGAGGAGCCAGGCGGCCAGCCCAGCCGCGCCGCUCCCGGCAGCCAGGGCAGGAGGCGGCGGCGGAGCGGGGCCGGCGGCCGGCGAUGGAUGACCAGCCGCGGCUGAUGCACACGCACAGCGGGGUGGGGAUGCCGGGGCACCCGGGCCUGUCCCAGCACAUGCAGGAUGGACCAGGCGGGGCGGAGGGGGAGGCAGGCAGGAAGCAGGACAUCGGAGACAUCUUACAGCAGAUCAUGACCAUCACGGACCAGAGUUUGGACGAGGCGCAGGCCAGGAAACAUGCUUUAAACUGCCACAGGAUGAAGCCGGCGCUUUUUAAUGUCUUGUGUGAAAUCAAAGAAAAAACAGUGCUGAGCAUCCGGGGGGCGCAGGAGGAGGAGCCCACGGACCCGCAGCUGAUGAGGCUGGACAACAUGCUGCUGGCCGAGGGGGUGGCGGGCCCCGAGAAGGGCGGGGGCUCUGCCGCCGCUGCCGCCGCCGCCGCCGCCUCCGGGGGAGCCGGCUCCGACAACUCGGUGGAGCACUCCGACUACAGAGCCAAGCUCUCCCAGAUCCGACAGAUCUACCACACGGAGCUGGAGAAGUACGAGCAGGCGUGCAACGAGUUCACCACGCACGUGAUGAACCUGCUGCGGGAGCAGAGCCGGACCCGGCCCAUCUCGCCCAAGGAGAUCGAGCGCAUGGUCAGCAUCAUCCACCGCAAGUUCAGCUCCAUCCAGAUGCAGCUGAAGCAGAGCACGUGCGAGGCCGUCAUGAUCCUGCGCUCGCGCUUCCUGGACGCACGGCGGAAGAGACGAAACUUCAACAAGCAAGCCACGGAAAUCCUGAAUGAGUAUUUCUAUUCCCAUCUCAGCAACCCUUAUCCCAGUGAGGAAGCCAAAGAAGAGCUAGCCAAGAAAUGUGGCAUCACAGUCUCACAGGUAUCAAACUGGUUUGGAAAUAAGAGAAUCCGGUACAAGAAGAACAUAGGUAAAUUUCAAGAGGAAGCCAAUAUUUAUGCUGCCAAAACAGCUGUCACGGCUACCAACGUGUCAGCCCAUGGAAGCCAGGCUAACUCACCCUCAACUCCCAAUUCAGCUGGUUCUUCCAGUUCUUUUAACAUGUCAAACUCUGGAGAUUUGUUCAUGAGCGUGCAGUCUCUCAAUGGGGAUUCUUACCAAGGGGCCCAGGUUGGAGCCAACGUGCAGUCACAGGUGGAUACCCUUCGCCAUGUUAUCAGCCAGACAGGAGGAUACAGUGACGGACUCGCGGCAAGUCAGAUGUAUAGUCCGCAGGGCAUCAGUGCUAAUGGAGGUUGGCAAGACGCUACUACCCCAUCGUCGGUGACCUCCCCCACAGAAGGCCCUGGCAGCGUUCACUCUGAUACCUCCAACUGAUCUCCCAGCAAAUUGCAUCCCUGGCUGAGCCGGCCCCGGCGGGGCGGGAGGGGAGGGGGCCUCUCCUAACACCGCAGCAGUCAGACUGGAGGUGAACCCAAUCAGCACACACAAGAAGACUCCUUCUCUUCUCUUCUCUUCGUCGGGAUGCUUUUUUCAGCCAAUCUGGACACUUCUUUAUACUCUCUUCCCUUUCUUUUCUGGGUAGAAGCCGCUCUCCCCCUCCCCGCCACCCCCACAACACCACUCCCUUCCCCUCCCCACUUCCCACCCAAGGCAGAAGUAUUUUAAGGAGGAAAAGCAAAAAUCCACCACCACCACCACCACACAAGCCAACCCCAGAGCAGUGUACAGCCUCAUGCUGGGUGUCUUUUUGAGGAGCUACAGAUGUACCUCAGUCACAUGUCCCUUGCCAGCAGGCAGCCCCCUGCCCCCUUCCUCUCACGCUACCUCUCCGUAGGGAAUUGCCAGCGCAGGGAAUCUGCUCCCGCCUGUCUCCGCACGGUGCUGCAGGGACAGGGCAGGUGGCACAGCCCCCGUGCACCUAGAAGGAGCCAGUGUGCUCCCCCUCACAUCCCAAAAGGUACCGUUCCCAUUCCCAGCUCUGGGAAGCUUCCCAGUGCCAGCCCUACUCGGCCAAGCAUCCCUCCCGCUGGCUGCUGUGAUCUGGAUGAGCCGUGAAACCCUGCUGCCUUUGCUGGAGGGGAGAAGAGGGAAGGAGGGGAGGCAGAGGCAGGUGAGAAGCGGCCAUCACUGACAGCAGAGGUGCUGACACCUCCACGGAGCUGUGUGGGAUCAGGCAUGGACGGCUGAUGGGACACCAGCACUUCUCUGACAGCACCUGGAGAGGCUGGGGCUGGAGUUCUGCUGCUCACAGGGUGUUGGCUCCUGUGUGCAGGAGGAGCUGGGUUCCCCAGCUCAGGCAGGACCUGCAGAGGUUUGUGCCACCCUCUGCAUUCCCAAAGCCCUGCCAAGCCAGCAGUGAGGGAUGGGCAGCAGAAUGCCAGGGGCUGGAAGCACUGGGGUGUCUUGGGUGUUUUUGGUAGUGCUUCACCCCACAGGUUUACUCUGUAGGACGGGUGGCUGCCCCGCUGGGGGAUGUCUGUGUGCUGAAGCUGCUGGUUUCACCCCAGGAGUCACCUGGGCAGUGGCCAUGGAAGAACUCAUGGGACUUUCUGCCCAGCUUUUCUGGUCCACUGUUGGGACAAGCAGUGGUGGCUGGCAAGCGAGGCUUCAUCCUGCCCCUUCAGGCUGGUGCUGGGAGGACGUGGCUGUCGUGGAAGAGCAGGAAGAGGCAGCACCAGUUUCCCUGGGCAGCAGGCUGAGCCUCGUGCCAGGGUGGGACUUGUGGCCAUCGGUUCUUUGCGUGGGCACGAGGAGGCUGAGCCAGCCUGCAUCAGGACCCUGGGUGUGGUGGGGGCUGGUGUGGGUGCAGGAUGUCUGGCACCUCGUGAUGGAUCCCAGGAUCCCUUGGGAUCAGUGCCUCACACUGUUGAAUGUCCAUGCCCACCCUGCUUGUGCUGGUCUGGAGGUGGGAACUGCCAGCACAGAGCAGCAUUUAGCAGAAACCAUUGUAAAUUAGAGCUCUGCCAAAAAUAUUUCCACCCUUCUGCUGGAAAAAAUAGCGUUCCUUGGCCUGCAGGGCACAGUGGUGGUGUGGCCACAGCUGAAGCACGCUGUCACCUUGUGCCCAGCAGUGACACUUGUGCUCCUUUGGCACGCAUCCCAGGAGUGGGGACCCUGUGGCAGAGCAGGAUGUGACACAAGGGGCUCCCAGCUGUGAGUUAAGAGCAUGGAGAAGGUUUUCCUGCCAGGACAGUCGGGAGGUGCUGCUCACCUUCCCACUCUCCUCCUCUUCCCAUGGCCUCCCCCAGCGCUGCCUUGUGUCCACUCCCAGCUUGUUUCACAUGAUCCCGUUCAGGCUGAGCGUUCCAGGACACAGGACUGAGUCAGGCCUCUUGUCCUGAGCAGCAGCAGUGCCAUGGCUGUGGGAAUGCCACUGUCCUUGGAAACCCACUGGGAAUGAGCUGAAGCCACGGCGUGCUGAGCCACACUGGGGCUGCCCUGCCCCCUGCUCCUGCUGCUGCUGCUGCUGCUGCUGCUGCUGCCCGUCCCCCUGCCCAGGCUGGGCCCUCGCUCCUUGCUCCUCCACGGUACUUUGCAAAUCCCCUCCUGGGUUCCCCACUUGCUCCCUCCAGUUUGUGUUGGCAUAGCUGCUUGCUUGCCUUUUCCUUUGCUUUUUUUUUUUUUUUUUAAUUUUUUGAGUUGUUUCUCCUCCCUGUUUCUCCUCCCCCCCCUCCAGCCCCUGAGUGUUGUGGGUUUUUUUUCUUUUUCUUCUUUUUUUUUAUUAUUAUUUUUCUGCCCAGAAAAACCUGACUUCGAUACCAAAAAAACAAAACAAAACAAAAAAAAAAACCACAAAAAAAACACAAACAAAAAAAAAAAACCUGCAGAAACUCAAAAAAAAUAAAAAUGAAAAAAAAAAUCACAAAAAAAAACUCGACGAUUCUUUCAGCUUUAUUAACAUUUUCCAUUGUUUCUUGCGAUUUGUGUCUCGUUCUUUGUAGUAUUGAUGAUAACGAACAUUUGAUAAUGAAUGUUCUUGUAUAUUCAGAUAAAGGAGAAAAAAAAACCAAAAACGCAGUCGGAAUUUAAUAGUGUUUAUAAUAAAAGAAUAAAAAAUGACCCUCUUAGCACGCAAAAUUGAACAGGGGGAAGGUCCCAUCCCUGUUCUUUCUGUGGCAACAAGCGCUUCAUUCCUGUAUAGUUUAUAACAUCAAACUACCUACAUUCAUCCUCCUUUUUUUUGUUUGUUUGUUUUUUCCCAUGGUUUGGGUUUUUUUUUUCCAUUUUCUCGCAUUUGUGAAUUAGUUCAAGAAUGCUAGAAAAGUGUAGAGUUGUGCACACUCAUUUCUUCUUACACAAUGUUUAAAAAGUGAACGGUAAUUCAUUUUGUAAAACUUUAAAAAGAAAAAAAAUGGUUGGAAUAGUGAGCAUUAAUAGGUACAGUCUAACACUUUAUGUUUCUUAACGUUGAGACCCAGAAAUGAACCUUCUAUAUUUUUUUUUUUCAUUAUUUGGGAUGGGGGGAGGGGGCUUUGAUGAUGAUGAUGAUGAUGAUGAUGAUGAUGAUGAUGAUGAUGAGUUUAUUUUGACCUGUCCGAGACGAUGGCCUUGCCACUUCCCCUGUGCUUUCUGAGCUGUGACCAGAGUGAUGUGAAAAGUGAUGGUGGUGUUUCUGGGGGGAGUGUUUCUCCCCACUCCUUUCAGAUCCCAGCUCCAGGGCACCCUGGUGUGGCUGAGCAGUGGGAUUACCUCUCUGAAAAGGGACGGAAUUCCCAAGUUUUGGGGAGGAGAUGGGCAGUCAGCCCCUGUGGGUCUCCAUUCUGGGGGUGUUGCUGAGCUGCCUGGAAGUGAUAAAAGGGCAGGAAUCCUUCCCAAAUAUAGAGAUGAUUGGUUCUCUUCCCUGAAUCCCCAAAACUUGAGGGAUUCAGAGCAAGGGAUGUUCCAACCUCACCCUGCCCGUGGAUGGAGAUGAGGUCUCACAGCCUGGCCCCACCCUGGCUGAUCAGCAUCUGUGCUGAGGUGGGACAUGGCCAAAAUGUCCCCAAAUCCAGCCCCAAAUCCCAGUGGCUGCAGGGUGGGGUUCGAGGAGAAGCACCGAGGAAGGUGCUGGUUGGCAUCGCUUCAGUUUUCUCCUAAAACGUUUUCCUGCUCCUCCCAAAAAAACAACCUGAGCUUUUCACAUCACUGAAAAAGAUUGAGGGUUUGGGGUGUUACUUUUAAUCCCAAGGUUUCCUAGAGUCCUUUUGUUUUCGUACACCUUUAUUAUUAUUAUUAUUUUAUUAUUAUUAUUAAGAGGAUGUAAAUCAGACAUUGCCUGGGGGGUUGGUUUUGUCGGUUUGCUUUUUUUUGUUCUUGCAAAGCCCUUUCUAUCCCUUGUAAAGGUGAUCCAGUUCACAGUUGCUUUUUCUUUUCUAUUUUUUUUCCUCCCCAUCUUUUUUUUUUUCUCUCUUCUUAAUGGAUUCCACAUAUUAAAAAAAAAAAAAAAAAAAGAAAAAAAAAAAAAAAGAAAAA
Molecule: messenger RNA, 5638 nt
Organism: Oenanthe melanoleuca
Lineage: Eukaryota; Metazoa; Chordata; Aves; Passeriformes; Muscicapidae
Gene: PBX1
Product: PBX homeobox 1
Exons: 9
Coding region: 269-1561 (430 amino acids)
Biological process (GO): brain development; eye development; neuron development
Cellular component (GO): nucleus
Molecular function (GO): DNA-binding transcription factor activity, RNA polymerase II-specific; RNA polymerase II cis-regulatory region sequence-specific DNA binding
Source: RefSeq, a predicted model, not a curated record